GCCCCAGGGGCGGUGCUGGCCAGACCCGGCCGCUGGAGCUAGAGCACAGCCGGGUGGGCUCUGGGGUUGGCGCCCUGGGGGCCGGGGAGGUUUGCGCCGCCGCGCCCAGUGCUGCGAUCCCGAGCCAGGCUUCAGCCCCGAGGACUAGGGGUCGGGCGGGCCGGCCUACGGAACCCCGCGGGCCAGCAGCCGUCGUCUCGCGUCCUCCUGCUUGGAAAAGUGUUUAAGCUUCUAAAAUGUCAUCUAUCAAGCACCUGGUUUAUGCGGUUAUUCGUUUCUUACGGGAACAAAGUCAGAUGGACACUUACACCUCCGACGAACAAGAAAGUUUGGAAGUUGCAAUUCAGUGCUUGGAGACAGUUUUUAAGAUCAGCCCAGAAGAUACACACCUAGCAGUUUCACAGCCUUUGACGGAAAUGUUUACCAAUUCCUUCUGUAAGAAUGAUGUUCUGCCCCUUUCAAACUCAGUGCCUGAAGAUGUGGGAAAAGCUGACCAAUUAAAAGAUGAAGGCAAUAACCACAUGAAAGAAGAAAAUUAUGCUGCUGCAGUGGAUUGUUACACACAGGCAAUAGAAUUGGAUUCCAAUAAUGCGGUUUACUAUUGCAACAGGGCUGCUGCUCAGAGCAAAUUAGGUCACUAUACAGAUGCGAUAAAGGAUUGUGAAAAAGCAAUAGCAAUUGAUUCAAAGUACAGUAAGGCCUAUGGGAGAAUGGGGCUGGCCCUCACUGCCAUGAAUAAAUUUGAAGAAGCAGUUACAAGUUAUCAAAAGGCAUUAGAUCUUGACCCUGAAAAUGAUUCCUAUAAGUCAAAUCUGAAAAUAGCAGAACAGAAGUUAAGAGAGGUAUCCAGUCCUACAGGAACUGGACUGAGCUUUGACAUGGCUAGCUUGAUAAACAAUCCAGCCUUCAUUAGUAUGGCAGCAAGUUUAAUGCAGAACCCUCAAGUUCAACAGCUAAUGUCAGGAAUGAUGACAAAUGCCAUUGGGGGACCUGCUGCUGGAGUUGGGGGCCUAACUGACCUGUCAAGCCUCAUCCAAGCGGGACAGCAGUUUGCUCAGCAGAUACAGCAACAAAAUCCUGAACUUAUAGAGCAACUGAGAAAUCACAUCCGGAGCAGAUCAUUCAGCAGCAGCGCUGAAGAGCAUUCCUGAUUUGACCCGGGGCUCAAGCCCAAGAUACAAAUGGGUUAUGGCUAUGAAUGAAGUAUUUGUUGUAGAUAGUCCCCUUCCUCGUUCAAAAAACCAAACAACAUAUCUGAUGUGUGAAAAUAAUGGAGGAAAACCUCUUAUGUAUAUUCUUAAAGAAUAAAUCCGUUUAGACAAUAGGUUUAUCACAGACAAACUCAAAACAUAACAUGACUCCUUUGGAAGUGAUCACUAGCCUUGUUGAGUGCCAAUAUAGCACUGGGAUAAGGUUCCAUUUUCAAACUUCUAUCAUAUUUGUAUAUUAGACUUAAUAGCAAAGUAUAUUUAUUGAACUCUAGUAGGACUAUUUGUUGGUAAGCUCUUUAGCUCCAAUUUCCUUUAAGCAGUUUUUUGAGAGGGGAAAUGACCCAAAGGAAAGGUUUCCUAUGCUGGUUGAGAAGUGUACUUGCCACUGAGCAGUAUGUCAGGAAAGAAGGAAUAUUAUCUACAUUUAGCUUUGAUAAGUGCUAUCAGUAAUGAAUAUAUAACAUGGGAACCAAUAUGAUCUUUAAUGUUGUUUGUUCUGGUGAACAGAGAAUCUUAAGAGCUGUUAGAAAGUAGCACUUGAUGCAAGGGAUGUUUUGAAAAGAAAAAAUUGGUAAUGUGAAUGUACAGAAAGUAAAGGUAGGAUGCUCAGGUUUUCUGCAUAGUUCUUAACUAAUCUUGUCUGCAGUUUGGUAUUGAUAACAUUAGCAUGGCCACUUACGCUAAACACACAAUAAGAUACAUUUAGAAAUCCUUAAUGUACUGGUUAGGUCAGUGAUAUAACUGUAUGACUUAAUUAUCACAAUUUCCCCAGUGGUAACCUUACCUUGGAAACUAUCAAAUAUAAACAUAUUUUAACUAAGCCAGUGACCUGGUCCUAAGUUAAGGAUGUUCUAAAUGGUAUUUAAUUGUGUGCCCAUAAACACUGAUUUUUUUAAAAAAGAAAACUUAGUAAUUAUUUGAUGGAUAACAAAAAGCAUCUAUCACUAACAUUGCUUGUUCAUGUAAGCUUCUGUGAUAAUUUGGCUUGGCAUGCCAGUCUUAUAGUUAACAUAAUUUAAAUUUGAUGCAAUUUAAAUAUAACAGGAGACUUAAAAUAUUUUAUUAUAAAUGAGAUGCCAUAUUAGUUAGUGGAGAAAAGGGGCAUUAGGCAUAAAUAGCAUGGGUCUAACUACAUUGAUGAUGAGAGUUUAAUUCCAACUAGAGUAUAUUUUUUAUUAAUCAUGAAAUUGGUGCUGACAUGUAAUGACUUCACAAGUUUUACAAGGGAAAACUGAAAAAGGAAGUAAUAUAAAUUUUGUGAGGUUUUUUUGAGAUGGAGUCUUACUCUUUUGCCAGGCUUGAGUGCAGUGUUGCAAUCUCAGCUCACUGCAACUUCCAUCUCCUGGAUUCAAGCGAUUCUCGAGCCUCAACCUCCCAAGUAGCUGGGAUUAUAGGUGCCCACCGCCAUGCCCAGCUAAUUUUUCUUUUUUUUUUGAGAUGGAGUCUCACUCUGUCGCCAGGCUGGAGUGCAGUGGCACAAUCUUGACUCACUGCAACCUCUGCCUCCCGGGUUCAAGUGAUUUUCCUGCCUCAACCUCCCAAGUAGCUGGGAUUACAGGGACACGCCACCACGCCCAGCUAAUUUUUGUAUUUUUAGUAGAGACGGAGUUUCACUAUGUUGGCCAGGAUGGUCUCUAUCUCUAGACCUUGUGAUCCGCCUGCCUUGGCUUCCCCAAUGUUGGGAUUACGGGCGUGAGCCACUGUGCCUGGCCGCUAAUUUUUGUUUUUAAUGGAGACAGGGUUUCACUAUAUUGGCCAGGCUGGUCUCAAACUCCUGACCUCAAGUGAUAUGCCCAUUUUGGCCCCUCAAAGUGCUGGGAUUAGAGGUGUGAGCCAUUGUGCCUGGCCAGGAAGCAAUAUAAAAUUAAAUUAGUAAUAAUGCAGAUGAUUAGGCCUUAUAGAACCCUUAUCAAAAGACUAAUCGGCUGGGCGCGGUAGCUUAAUGCCUGUAAUGGCAGCACUUUGGGAGGCUGAGGCGGGGGGGAUCACCUGAGGUCAGGAGUUUGAGACCAGCCUGGCCAACACGGUGAAACGUCACCUCUACUGAAAAUACAAAAGUUAGCCUGGCUUGGUGGCAGGUGCCUAUAGUCCCAGCUACGUGGGAGGCGGAAACAUGACAAUCACUUGAACCCGAGAGGUGGAGGUUGCAGUGAGCCGAGAUUGCGCCACUGCACUCCAGCCUAGGUGACAGAGUAAGACUCCAUCUCAAAAAAAAAAAAAAAAAAAAAAAGAGAGAGAGACUAAUUAUUUUGUAUCUUGAGGUUUAAAAACCAACUUUUCUCUUUCUACUUUGUGACAUCAGAAUAGUAGUUCUAUAACUUCAUUGUAAGACUCACCUGGAGAAUUCAUUAAAGAUGCAGAUUCAGGGCCACGUGUUCAAUUCUGUUAUAGUAGGUCCUGUAAUAAGGCCUAGGAAUGGCCAUUUUAAACAGUACACUAGGUGGUUUUGAUACAGAUCCAGGGACUCUAACUUAGAGGAACACUAGGUUAGAGGUUUCUCAAUUAGACCUGCAAACACCUAAGCACCUGGCUAAAGCUACAGUGAAGAUCUGUAUGAAGAUAUAUAGUUCUGCAGAAUUUAAAAAAAAGCAGAAUUCAAGUCUUCGGCCCUCAGAAGUUAAAUUCGUAUUCCAUCUAAGCCAACUUUGUUUUUCACUAAGUUAGAAUAAUCUCCUAGUAUUCCAGUAUUACACAGAACGAAGUAGUACUACUAACACAUAGAAGUCAUUACUGUGAUAUAAAAAGCAAAAUAGAUUCUUAAUUAAAAAUUAGUCACCCAUAUUCAGUGUUGAAUAAGAAGUCAAAGUUUCUAGCGUAACUAUCUUGAGUGCAUUUAAAAUGCUUUUAGAGCAAUAAGAUAAGCUUCUAGCUCACUGCCUAGAAAAACAGAAGAUACAAAUUCACAGUGUCAGAAAUGAAAGAGGGGAUACACUACAGACACUAUAGGUAUUAAAAGGCUAAUUAGAAAACACCAUGACCAACUCAAGGAUUGUAUAUUUAACAACUUAGAUGAAACAGAUUCCCUAUAGGAUACAAACUAGAAAUCUCACUGAAGAAAUAGAAAACCUAAACAGACCUGUAUUUAUUAAGGAAAUUGAGUUUGUGGUUAAGUUAAAAACCUUCCAGGAAAGAAAACUACAGGCCCAGAUAACUUCAAUGAUGAAUUUUACCAAACACUUAAGGGAGAAAUAAUAGCAAUUCUUAACAAUCUCUUCCAGGAAACAGAAGAGGAGAAAAUACUUCCCAACUCAUUUUAUUUGACUAGUAUUACCCAAAGAUACUAUAAGAAAAAAAACUUUAGAACAAUGUCUUCAUGUGCUAACAUCUGUAAAUUAGCCAUUCUUUUUAUAUGAAAUAAUGGGAAAUUGGUAUAUUUCUUCCAUUUCACUUUUCUAUUUGUUUCUUUGCUAAUAUACCACCUGUAACAAAUUCAAUCCAGAUGCUAUCUGUCCACUUACCUACAUUUCCAUUCUAUUCAAGCCAUUUUUGCUCUUCAAGUACCUUGAUCACUUUGGAAUCACAGCAUUGCAAGCUAUUUCAAAAAAAUUUUGCGUGGUUGGAUUGUGCUAGCUACUUUUCAAUUUAUAAAAACUGCCCCAUAUAUUUUCUUGCUUGUCUGGGAAAUAUAGUUGCUAUCUAACUAGAAAAGUAAGAAGACAUUAUUAAACUAACUCUUUAAGCAUCCUACUAAAUGUUUGACUUCCAUUUCUUGUAGUAGCUGUAGCUAUUAUGAUACUAUGUAAAACAGAAUAGGUUCUAUAUAUGCAAAUGACAUUUUCAUUUAAUGUACCAAAUUGUGUAUCUAACUUUUAUAAUAUAGGUUAAACAGAUCCUUUCUAAGAUGGCAUUAUCUAAUCUUUACUUAAAACUAUGAAAAAUAUGUGUCCACGUUAUUGUUUAUAACAGAAGAGACUAUAAUUAAAGUACAGAGCAGAUUCCAAGUGACCAUGAUAUUACUUUUAAGAUUUAAAACAGAAUGAAACAGAAGAUUCAGUCAUAAGAAGAUGCUUGAAAAACAAUCCAAGUAUCCAGUGCAGUGGCCAUAAAGUAUUAUUUCAUCAUUUAAUCAAUCUUAAUCAUUUUGAAACAAAGACAGACUUCAAUUUUACACUGCUUGCACUUUAUUUUGUACGGACAUUUCAUUAAUUAUUACUCAAUUUUGAGGUGCAAACCUUCUGAAUAUAGCUUUCAUUUUGGACCAAACAAUUUGUUAUGGCAAUAAAUAAUGAUGCAUUGAAAAACCAA
Macaca mulatta (Rhesus monkey) is the source of this 5456-nucleotide messenger RNA. RefSeq names its product small glutamine rich tetratricopeptide repeat co-chaperone beta (gene SGTB). Lineage: Eukaryota; Metazoa; Chordata; Mammalia; Primates; Cercopithecidae. Gene Ontology annotation, cellular component: membrane; TRC complex. The record is from RefSeq and is a predicted model, not a curated record. Gene Ontology annotation, molecular function: molecular adaptor activity; protein binding. Gene Ontology annotation, biological process: post-translational protein targeting to endoplasmic reticulum membrane.